AUGUUGAGGAAACUGUGCUUUAAGGCUCCAGUCCCACGCUCCCAAUCCGGGGCUGAGCAGGCGACACUCGCAAUUGUAAGUCGCGGUAAGUGCACCUGCGGUGCCAGAAUGCACUUGCAGCGACAUUUGGGAAAUGCAAAGAUGAUGCCGGAAGGAGCGCCCAGACCGGUCAGAAGCGCUCCUUCCGGCACUAGAAAGACUAGAAGGGGCCCUGACCUUGAGAAAGUACUCCCUUUCCGGUCUCUCUGCUUUAAAUUCACUUCCUAA
Trichomonas vaginalis G3 is the source of this 267-nucleotide messenger RNA. RefSeq lists its product as uncharacterized. Lineage: Eukaryota; Parabasalia; Trichomonadida; Trichomonadidae. Bases 1 to 267 code for a protein of 88 amino acids. The transcript has a single exon. The record is from RefSeq and is a predicted model, not a curated record.